AUGAUCUACACCACUCUCCAUAGAUGCUUUGCAAAUGUUGAACCAUUUCCUACAUGCCGCAGCAUACGAAAGUUCUCAGCCUCGUCGCGCCGCAAGGGUCACUACCAAACGUUGUCUGUACCCAAGAAUGCGACGAGGAGUCAGAUUAAGUCGAGCUACUACAAGCUCACCAAGUUAUAUCACCCCGAUGUGGCUGUAGAGCCAGGUGCAAAGGAGAGAUUUCAGGCCGUCAGCGAAGCGUAUGCCGUACUAGGCGAUGACAGGAAGCGACGGGCUUAUGACCGCUCUCUCGAAGAGAACCAGCAAUCUCGACAACAUCAAGCGCAAGCACACCAUUCUCCUUAUUCUGCACACUGGUCUCACGAGCCUCAACGUCGUCGAGGCGCGACAUAUGCGUGGGACCGGCAUCCACGCCGGCCAGCAGGUACCUCCUACCGACAACCACCAGGCUCUGCUUCUGGGUCUGCAUACCAGCCGCCGCACGCCCGCGACGACCCUUUUGUAUCACCGAACGUACAGCGCGCGACAGGCCGCAGAGGAUCCUCGCGCAUGCAGGAGGGGCAUUCAGAUGCGGAUCGAGUGAGCAGCGAGUCGGGCUUCUGGCGAACGGUGCAGGUCAUCGGUGUUGUGUUGACGGUCGCGGCAAUUGGUGGAGGGUUCAGCGCGAAUGCUGCAUGA
Postia placenta MAD-698-R-SB12 is the source of this 678-nucleotide messenger RNA. RefSeq lists its product as hypothetical. NCBI's taxonomy places the organism in Eukaryota, Fungi, Basidiomycota, Agaricomycetes, Polyporales, Adustoporiaceae. The coding region runs from base 1 to 678 and encodes 225 amino acids. The record is from RefSeq and is a predicted model, not a curated record. The transcript has 4 exons.